UUUAGUGUUUUUAUCCAGUCUGGCGAUGGUGGCUUUGCUGCCUGCCAGGGGCCUGCGCCAAAGAUUUGUGCGCGCAGCGAUUUCAAUGCGCGAUUUCUUCCUCCAGUGAUCGAUGCUCGCUCCUCUGACCGGCGGCGCCGCGAAGAACAGGCUCUCUGGCGCGGUCGUGCGACGGGAACAGGGGAUUCGGGGAUUCGUGGUCGCGAUUUUGGUAGGGUUUGUGUUCUGUGCAUGCGGUGGUUCCCACGAGCGAAAUUUCGGAGAUUUGGCUCCGGAUUGCUCGGAUUUGUAGCCUAGCUCGCGAGCGAUGGAGGCGCCGCAUCUUUCAGCUCAUCACAGCAAUCGGCAUGAAGGGAAGCGGGACUGGUUUGGAUUGUUCUCGAGCUUCCGGCACGUCUCCAAGCAUCAUGAGGACUCUCUCAGCCUCUCCAGCACUCCUUCCCCUGAUGGAGGCCUACAACGCCUUGGAAAUCGUGGCGGAGACGAGAAGCUCGAAGACAUCGUGGAGAAUAGGAAUUGGACGGCGAUCCAGCCGUCUGGAUUCCGGCCUCAAGCUCGCCGUAACCACGCAACGACAGUGAUAGGAAGGAAGAUGAUCGUUGUUGGUGGUGAAACGGAUAAUAGAAAGCUCAACGAUGUACACAUGCUGCACCUGGGAAAAUUGACAUGGUCCGAGCUUGGAUCAUCUGUAAUAACAAAACCUUCGCAACAGCUUCCACCGUGUAGCGGCCACAGCCUGAUUGCGUGGGGGAAAACUGUUCUCUUGGUUGGAGGAGAUAUGGACCUUCACACUGACAAAGUCACAGUUUGGUCGUUUGACCUCGAGACAGAACACUGGACUAAAGUCCAUGCGAAAGGCGACGUUCCCGCAACACGGAGUGGUCAAACUGUAAGUCGUGCCGGCUCUAUUUUGGUCAUGUUUGGAGGCCAAGAUGCAAGAGGCCGCAUGCUAAAUGAUCUUCACGUUUUGGAUCUCAAGUCACUCAUAUGGCUUCCCUUGCUUACAAGUGGCAAAGGACCAUCACCACGGGCCCGACAUGUUGCUGGCAUGUAUGAUGAUCGUUACCUUCUUGUGUUUGGCGGUUCGACGAAGACAAAAGUCUCAAAUGAUCUCUAUGCACUUGACUUUGAAACUAUGGUGUGGUCUCGCCUAAAGCCAGGAGGAUGUAGUCCAUCUCCUAGGACGGGCAGCUCUGGCGUCCUUGUGAAUAACAAAUGGUACAUUACGGGCGGAGCUCAGCGUGGAACCAGAGUUGCUGAAACUAUAGCACUUGAUAUUCCCAAAAUGUCAUGGAUGAACGCUAUGAGGAGUUCGCUGGAUUCUGUUGCCAGUAAUCAGGGACUGAGCCUUGUUGUAGUUCAAAAAAAAGACAGGACUUUUCUUGUUACCUUUGGCGGAAGCGGUGCAAAAUCUAGGAGCAACGAGGUGCAAGUGCUGUACAUUGCAUCAGCGGAGCAAAGGGAAGACAAUGACAUUUUUCAUGGCAGCAACGGACGUACGUCACCGAGAGACCCGCUUGUACCUUCUGCAGCUCACAAUGCUGUGAGCCCCACGAAUCAGCGCCCGACCGUCCUCUCUCGGCUUCUAGACUCUCCCUCCCCGGAAGCUGUUCCUGGUCUUGUUCCGCUGCGCCAGAUACACUCUCAGGCUCAUCAAAGUUACAAGGCAGGCGAGAAGGUUCUUAACGACAACGUUUCGUAUGGCGAAGAAGAACCCGAGUCGCCGGAUGCACACGACACCGUGACUAAGGAACCUCAGUCGCCACGCCCCUUGGAGCAGCACGAGACUUCCGUGGACGCCGACGUGAAGUGCGAUUCCGAUUCUCAGUCGGACGAGAUCGAAGAUGUUGGCUCGGAAGAGAUACUCAAAGAAAAGCUUGCAUUGGCGGUGAAGAAGAAUCUCCUGACCGAGGCAGAGCUCGAAGCAGUGCAGCAAGAAAAGGACGAGCUGGAGAAGAAGCUGAACCUUGCAACCAGGAGCCAGCAAUCCGCCGAAGCAAAGCUCGGCCUGGUAACGAGGGAGGUGGAAGGGCUGAGAAGAAAGCUCGAGGCGUCGGAGCUCGUCCAAGAAGAGUCCAACAGCCUUUCCAACAUCGUCCACUCUGAGAAUUUAAGGCUGGAACACGACCUCUCGUUUCUAAAGGCGGUGCUCGAGGAGACUCAAAAGGAGUUACAUUCCACUCGAGGAGUCCUGGCCAGCGAGCGCACAAGAGCCUUUCAACUACAGGUUGAAUUGUUCGAGUUGAAACAGACGCUACAAUCAUGAGCGCGACUAAACCAAUUUGUACAUAUGGUUUUUUUGACGUAUGGAAGGUUCUCUUCGGCAUUUAUAGACAAGUACUACGGUUGUUGUUUACAGUUCACGCUCUCAACUUCCUAGAGAAGACGACGUACAUUGGAUCCGUUCUUCCGGGAUUUGGCGAGAUAUCCAAGGCCUGAAAGAAAGCUCUGGCAACAUUGACGAGAAGAAAGGCAGGCUUGGUUUUUCACGUACCUCGGCUGGUUCGUAUCCUCCAGCGUAAUGGAAGUAAGCACCAACAAUCCAGACGUGAUCCACGUCCCCAGUUGCCGUCCACACGGAGACUGCCUUCGUCCAGAAGCAUCGAUUCGAGAAACUAGAGGCAGCGGCGAGAUUUAUCUUAUCCGAAAGCAGGCGAAGCACGUACCUCAAGCAGGCUAAACCUCCGGGCUUAAGUACGCGAUUCAUCUCCUUGAAGACAUCAAUGGGCUUGCUCAAGUAGUCCACACUGACCUGUGAAGGAAAAGAGAGAUGGAAUAAAGCGAGGAGCCAGGCACACGGAGAAAAGAACGAAGGAAAAGCAACCUGGAAAAGAGGCCAAGCAGCCUUACCGUGUUUGUAAUCACGUCGAAGGAAUUGUCCUCAUAAGGCAGGCGAGGAUUCUGGUUUAGAUCUUGCACCAAGUACUCUGUUAGCACCUGCGAAAGAAAAGAGAAUAUAUAUAUAUAUAUAAGCUCUCGAGAAACGAGGUGAAAGAUUUUUCUA
Selaginella moellendorffii is the source of this 3004-nucleotide messenger RNA. RefSeq names its product acyl-CoA-binding domain-containing protein 6. The record is from RefSeq and is a predicted model, not a curated record. Bases 308 to 2266 code for a protein of 652 amino acids. The transcript is spliced from 15 exons. Gene Ontology annotation, molecular function: protein binding. Lineage: Eukaryota; Viridiplantae; Streptophyta; Lycopodiopsida; Selaginellales; Selaginellaceae.